Messenger RNA from Sphaeroforma arctica JP610, 256 nucleotides. RefSeq lists its product as hypothetical. The annotation marks the transcript as partial. Lineage: Eukaryota; Ichthyosporea; Ichthyophonida. The transcript has a single exon. The record is from RefSeq and is a predicted model, not a curated record.
UCAUCAGGAGCAUAUCGCAGUCCACUACGAGAAAGUCAAUGACACAGAUCUGGCGCGUUAUGUGGUGGACAUUGCCCUGCAUCCCCAGGAUACCGACAGUUGCUGUGAGAGAGAUGAAAUUACCGGAAGGGUAGGUACAAUUGCGUGUACUAGCAGUGCACGCAUGCUCGUAGGUAUCGGUAUAUCAUCUUGGUGUUUGUCGGAUGGAUACACUGUUGAGUUGAAAAGACACUGUGUAGCGGAAGGACAAGUAUGA